UAUUUUUUAAGUAUAGUUAUUUAUUGUUAUUGCUUUGUUUUAUUUUAUUAAAAAUGGAGGUUAUUGAAGAUGGAAAUAUUAUGGACCGCAUCCCUAUUCUCUUGCAAAGAGACAUUGAGUAUUAUGAGAAAAACCACACAGUCCUAUCAGAAUCUGUAUGCAAAGGUGUGGUCGGUGGUCGACUCGACUUCCCUAGAAAUGCUUCCUUUGCUUCUGUGAAGAUUGUUCUUUGGCUAGAAGAAGAAUUCUCCAUUGCUUUCAAACAAGGGUCUGGCAUGUUCGUGACUACAGGUGAAGACGAGAGUACGGAGGGAGGCGUGGCUAAGACGUCGGACCCCGACAAGUUCGUGCAGCUUGCUGUCAAAUCUGCUGAUUUGUUAUUAGAGCACCUUCACAUGUUAGCCCAAGAGGCUCUAGAUCACGCGGAUCUUCCAGUACUGACGUCUACCCUCGGUGCUGCGGCGUUGCUGAGGAACAGUCUCUACUGCUAUCUGCAGCAUACUGAGGAGAUGGGUAGCUCGGAGAGACAUGCGACUCUGCAGGCAUGCUACAAACGCUACGCUCACAUGGCAGAAGCGGUGGCGGAACGCGUACUGGACUUGCACGCGCGCGUUGUGUCACUAUACGUGUUGCAAGACGCGGGUGGUCGCUCCAAUGCCACCGAGACUACAGCGAGCGUGCAUGGCUGGUGGCUUUAUAUGAACGGUAGCCGCAAGGAUUUAUGGGACACGGUGCCACCACGAAUGGCACAAAGAAUAUUCGCUGGAAUGCUGAACGAGACUUUGACUAUUCUAACCGUUCGUUAUUGCCAGACUAACACCACAGAAGCAAGUACUCCAACCCUCAUAAACGACAUCCUCAACAUCCUGCUCUGCGUAGCCCAACUGCUGCCUUCCAUCUGCUCCAACGGCCUCGACUUGGCUGGACUUGAUGUCAAGCAACAAACCAGGGAUGUACGGGACGUGCAUGCCAAAUGCAAUGAGCUGUUCAAGUGUAUGGUUUAUCGUGGGGCUGAGCUGCAUUUCAUAUAUCAGGCCUUCAAAGAGCAACCAGACACCCCUCCUCCAAAAGACUGCCCGUACCCCUGGUUCACAUUCGUGAGCCCACACUUAUUCGACAGCUUCGAUGAUUUUACCACGCAGGAUCUACCGUUGAAGACUGCUAUAGGCCUGGAGCUGAUAGUGCUUUUGGCCCAGCCGCAACCUUCUUGGGCGUCACUGGUUAAGGUCAUAAUGAUGCGUAACUGCCACCUCGCCCGCUUACUCCUCAUCGAGGCCAUUCGCAACAUGUCUGAAGAGAACUCAAAAUGGCCGGCUAACGGGCUGUGGUACAACGUGGAGGGAACCAAGACUCGUUGCGACGGUUUCUUGUGCACUGCCGAUGGGUAUUGCAAUUUUAAAGGAGAUAGCAAUUCGGGCGAGCAAUACGCGCGAGCGGCAGGCGCGCUCACAUACGUGCUAGCCACGAUCGGAAGUAAGGCUGAACUCAAGUCGACACUGUGUUACGCGCUCGAGGUUUCCAACAGAGACUGGGCCUCAUGCUUAGAUAAAAGACAGGUGUGGUGUGACCGGCGACCGCCCUGGCUAGCAGCAUUGCUGGGACUUGUCGGUACUGUGCUACAGUUCAUACCGCCUGUGCUUGUGAAAGCUGUCCAAAGCGGUGCCUCUAUGUACCAGACGAUGUCGCUCUGCAUAACCUGCAUCUCCCGCUCUUGGCCGUGCAUCCCGCGCUCAUUCGUCUUGGCGUGCGGCUGCGUGCAGAGCUGCAUAGGCUCGAGCGCGGGCCCGGUCGGCGCUUCAGUACUGCUGCAGGCGCUGCUCACCAAGCUCUACGACGACGUGCUGCAGUGGGCGCGCAGGCAGCAAGCCCGCGAGCAAGCCGCUGCGUCCGAAGCAAACGGUGAUCUUCAGCACUCCAGUGAGACGAAAGCUCGCACCAAGACCGUGAGGAUCGCCGGCCUCGGACAAACAAACCCUCCGCAGAGUUUCGAUAGCAGUCACAGCCAGCCGUCUUCAAUCGCCAUUGCCAUCGCCGAAGCUUUAUGCUCCAUAGACGAAGACCACAAGCAUACUCGUGAGAUAGAACAACUGGUCGCACUGUCUAAGAAGAAUUUUACGAUAUCCGAUCAGUUUGGACUGGAGGACUUUCCUGAGUUUGCGGAGUUCUAUGAAGAGGGCAACGUGAAUGGAUCCAACGCCGAGCGAGCCAGCGACGCAGCCGCUCUGACCAGCCAGAUCCUCAUGACGCCGCCUGGCCGAGACAGUCUCAGGGUAAUCUACGACCACCUCCAGCUGCAUUCCGAGAAGAUAUACACGGAACUGGGGCUGCAGGUGGCCAGCGACUCCGUCCCGUUGCACAAGGCUCCGUUGCUGUACAUCAUGUUUCAUAUCGGGCGACGGCCCUUCGACCAAUAUCUUCGGAAAGAAUGGCCGAUGCCGUGGAGCAAGCUUGUAUCCGCGGCCAAAGCGUGGUCCGGUGUAGAGGGCGCCCGUGUCCACGUCAACAGAAGACAUGACAUACGCAGCGUCAAGGGACAAAGGGGCGCCAGCGUGCAACUUAACACAAGACUCGACAUACACAGCGUCAAAAGACAGCAAGAACAAGCAGCUGGCAGAGUUAUAUGACCUGUUUAGAGCCCCGGUCACAGGUUUAUUGUAAAAAAUACUCCAAUGUUGCAACAAUGUUUAAGACCUGUGAGACAUGGUCCAUCA
Leguminivora glycinivorella is the source of this 2711-nucleotide messenger RNA. RefSeq lists its product as uncharacterized. Bases 54 to 2624 code for a protein of 856 amino acids. The record is from RefSeq and is a predicted model, not a curated record. The transcript is spliced from 18 exons. Lineage: Eukaryota; Metazoa; Arthropoda; Insecta; Lepidoptera; Tortricidae.